UUCUGGAAAAAUAUAAAAUAACAAUAUUUGAAACCGAAAAACAAUUCACUAAAACUUGACUUGUAGAAUAUUCGGCUCAUAAUUUCCUUUAACCAACCGUGCCCAACCAUAACCAGUGGUCAACUUUUUUUAAUAGACUUUUUUCACUCCUACACACACUUCUGGAACGGGAGUGGGUGAGAGAAAUCAUCUAUAUAUACAGUUCUGUAUAGAAGCAUUGAUCGUCACGUGUGACAACUAAUUAACAAACUCUCAAAUUAACCUUCGUCCUCCUCUUCAACUCCUAUAGUAACCACUCCAUUUCUAGACACUUCUUAAAUACCUUUGUUUCUCUGUUUCCAUGGCUCCAAGCUUGAACAAGAAUGCCUCACAAGUAAUGGCCAGGCUAAUAGAUGAUAACACAAAGCCUUUGUCCAUCACCCUUGAAGGCACUGAGUUUUUAGCCAAUGGUCAUCCUAUACUUACUCAUGUCCCUGCUAAAAUCAUUGCCACUCCAUCACCAUUCAUCUCCAAAGAUUUUACAAUCGGCUGCUUCGUCGGAUUUGACUCCGACGAGGCCAGAAGCUGCCACGUGGUCCCUAUAGGCAAGCUCAAGAACAUAAGGUUCAUGAGCAUAUUCAGGUUCAAAGUAUGGUGGACCACACACUGGGUAGGCCAAAAUGGCAGAGACAUUCAACACGAGACACAAAUGAUAGUACUAGACAAAUCCGAAAACGGCCGUCCUUAUGUUUUGCUACUUCCAAUUCUAGAAGGUUCCUUUAGAGCCUCAUUCCAACCUGGACAGGAUGAUAAUUUGGACAUUUGCGUGGAAAGUGGAUCAAGUAAAGUUCGUGAAUCCAGGUUUCGGACUUGCAUUUAUAUGCACGUAGGUGAGGACCCGUACGAAAUGGUGAAAAAUGCUAUGAAGAUUAUUAGAUUACAUUUAGGGACUUUUAAGUUGUUAGAAGAAAAAUCUCCUCCAGGUAUAGUUGAUAAAUUUGGUUGGUGCACUUGGGAUGCUUUUUACCUUACGGUAAAUCCAAAAGGGGUAUGGGAAGGGGUUAAGGGCCUAGUAGAGGGUGGGUGCCCUCCAGGAUUAGUCCUAAUUGAUGAUGGGUGGCAAUCAAUUUGCCACGAUGACGAUGAUCCAAUAACUGAUCAAGAAGGGAUGAACAGGACUGCUGCUGGUGAACAGAUGCCAUGUAGGUUAAUAAAAUUUGAAGAGAAUUACAAAUUUAGGGACUAUGAGAGUCAUAAGGGAAAGGGGAUGAGGGCAUUUAUUGAGGACCUAAAAGAGGAAUUUAAGAGUGUAGAACAUGUAUAUGUGUGGCAUGCACUGUGUGGGUACUGGGGCGGGAUUAGGCCUAAUGUGCCAAACAUGCCAGAUAGUAGGGUCAUUAGUCCUAAGCUAUCACAGGGUUUGCAGAUGACUAUGGAGGAUUUGGCUGUGGACAAGAUUGUGAACAAUGGAGUUGGAUUGGUCCCACCAGAGAAGGUGCACCAAUUGUACGAAGGGUUGCACUCGCAUCUUGAAUCAGCUGGGAUUGAUGGAGUCAAGGUGGAUGUUAUUCACUUGCUGGAGAUGUUAUCAGAGGAUUACGGAGGACGAGUGGAACUGGCUAAAUCAUACUACAAUGCCUUAAACGCUUCAAUAAGGAAACAUUUUAAAGGGAAUGGCGUGAUUGCUAGCAUGGAACAUUGCAAUGACUUUAUGUACCUUGGGACAGAGACCAUUUCUCUAGGACGCGUAGGAGAUGAUUUUUGGUGCACUGAUCCAUCUGGUGAUCCCAAUGGGACAUUUUGGUUGCAAGGAUGUCACAUGGUACAUUGUGCUUACAACAGUCUGUGGAUGGGAAAUUUCAUCCAGCCUGAUUGGGACAUGUUCCAAUCUACUCACCCUUGUGCUGAGUUUCAUGCCGCCUCUCGAGCCAUCUCAGGAGGACCCGUAUAUGUAAGCGACUCAGUGGGCAAACACAACUUCCAAUUGCUGAAAACAUUGAUCUUGCCUGAUGGUUCCAUUCUCCGUUGUCAACAUUAUGCACUGCCAACUAGAGAUUGCCUGUUUGAAGACCCUUUACACGAUGGCAAAACUAUGCUUAAAAUUUGGAACCUUAAUAAAUUUAGCGGAGUUCUUGGAGCAUUUAAUUGUCAAGGAGGAGGAUGGUGCCCUGUUUUAAGGAAAAACAAAAGCGCGAGUGAGUAUUCAGUGGCAGUGACAUGUUUGGUUAGUCCAAAAGAUGUUGAAUGGAGCAAUGGAAGAAAUCCGAUUUCUGUGGAAGGAGUGAACAUUUUCGCGGUGUACAUGUAUUGCCAGAAGAAGCUAAAGCUCUUGAAGUUGUCUGAUAAUGUGGAGAUUACUCUUCAGCCAUUCGACUAUGAGCUGCUAACGGUAAGCCCUGUAGCAGUGUUGUUGAAAAAAUCAGCACAGUUUGCGCCAAUUGGAUUGGUGAACAUGCUCAAUUCUGGUGGUGCAAUCGACUCUCUUGUGUACAAUGACGAUGAUAAUGGCGAAAGUUCAGUACGAAUAGGAGUGAAAGGGAGUGGUGAGAUGAGGGUGUUCGCAUCUGAGAAGCCGUUAUUGUGUAUGAUUAACGGAGUCUCUGUUGAUUUUAGUUACGAAGAUAAUAUGGUCGUGGUUCAAGUUCCAUCGCCUAAUUCUUCAAGAUUGUCUGAAAUUAAGUAUGUGUUCUGAGUUCUGAUACCUGAAUUACACAUUCCUCCCCCUUUUUGUAAUUAUACUAAAAUUUUGAAGAUCUUUAAGUGUAAAUUACGAGUUUAAAUCAUAUUGUAAUGCUCAAUUAUGCUUCCGUUUACUUUUCCAUCCUUCAUUUCU
Messenger RNA from Lycium ferocissimum, 2812 nucleotides. Its product is annotated as galactinol--sucrose galactosyltransferase-like. The record is from RefSeq and is a predicted model, not a curated record. The transcript has 4 exons. Bases 341 to 2671 code for a protein of 776 amino acids. Gene Ontology annotation, molecular function: galactinol-sucrose galactosyltransferase activity. Lineage: Eukaryota; Viridiplantae; Streptophyta; Magnoliopsida; Solanales; Solanaceae.